This is a messenger RNA of Ochotona curzoniae (black-lipped pika), 689 nucleotides long. RefSeq names its product ATPase H+ transporting V1 subunit F (gene ATP6V1F). Gene Ontology annotation, molecular function: proton-transporting ATPase activity, rotational mechanism. Gene Ontology annotation, cellular component: proton-transporting V-type ATPase, V1 domain; membrane. Gene Ontology annotation, biological process: proton transmembrane transport. The record is from RefSeq and is a predicted model, not a curated record. Lineage: Eukaryota; Metazoa; Chordata; Mammalia; Lagomorpha; Ochotonidae. The transcript is spliced from 2 exons. Bases 77 to 436 code for a protein of 119 amino acids.
CGGAGGGGUGGGGCCAAGCCGGCGAGCUGCUGCGGAAGCCCGGCUUCGGAGACUCGGGUUCUGCUCCGCUACCAGGAUGGCCGGGAGAGGGAAGCUGAUCGCGGUGAUCGGAGACGAGGACACGGUGACCGGCUUCCUGCUGGGCGGCAUCGGGGAGCUCAACAAGAACCGCCACCCUAAUUUCCUGGUGGUGGAGAAGGACACCACUAUCACUGAGAUAGAAGACACUUUCCGGCAGUUUCUCAACCGGGAUGACAUCGGCAUUAUCCUCAUCAACCAGUACAUCGCAGAGAUGGUGAGGCACGCGCUGGACGCCCACCAGCGCUCCAUCCCCGCCGUGCUGGAGAUCCCAUCCAAAGAGCACCCCUACGACGCUGCCAAGGACUCCAUCCUGCGCAGGGCCCGUGGCAUGUUCACGGCCGAAGACCUGCGCUAGGCGUUGCCCCGCAGGCUGGCCCUCGGCCCGCCUUUUAUGUUCCGAGUCUCUGAUUUCCAGUCCCCUGCUCCCUGCCAUCCUACUGAGAGGCUGUGUGAAGUGCAUCUAGGGUCGUGGGGCUCUGCCAUUAAACCCAGGCUGGUGAGGGAGCAGGAGGUGUGCCCGUCUUCUCUUUCCACUACCUCUUCCCUGUGUUGUGCCCUCAUGUCGUUGUUGAUGUUAAAUUAAAGUAAUAUUCUGGCUUCUGUCCAAA